This is a messenger RNA of Micromonas pusilla CCMP1545, 405 nucleotides long. RefSeq lists its product as uncharacterized. Gene Ontology annotation, cellular component: plasma membrane. The record is from RefSeq and is a predicted model, not a curated record. Gene Ontology annotation, biological process: peptide modification; carbohydrate metabolic process. The annotation marks the transcript as partial. The transcript has a single exon. Lineage: Eukaryota; Viridiplantae; Chlorophyta; Mamiellophyceae; Mamiellales; Mamiellaceae.
AAGCUCGUGCAGUGGUGCCACGGCGCGGGCGGAUUCGCGCCCGUGCUCGCGCACGCGAUCUCGCAUCCGGGGCCGUGCGUCGCCCCGGCGCGGGCGUACCACUCGCCUCUGUGCAAGACCGCGGAGGUCGUCUGGCGCAGAGGCGUCUUGCGGAAAGGCUGCGGGCUGUGCCACGGCGUCGCGGGGAACGGGUACGCGUUUCUUUCCGUCUACCGCGUGACUAAGGACGCGAGGUCGCUGGCGCGCGCGAAGCGGUUCGCGCGGUACUGCGCGAAACACGCGGUCGAGAGCAGCCGCGACGCGGACCGACCGAGCUCGCUGUUCGAGGGGCUGGCCGGCGUCGUCGUGUUUUUGGCGGACACGCUCGCUCCGGAGACGUCGUGGUUCCCCGGGUUCGAGCUCCCC